GUGAGCCCAGCCUUUUUCAUACGGCUGUAUUGCAAUAGCUUUAAAGUAAGGUUGUACCCGAAGUGUAGUAUAGAAACCGUGCAAUACAUUCACGCCUUCGGGUGCGGGGUGCAGAUGUCUUGGCAUGGCACAGUUAAUGUGGCAGACCCCACCACCGUUGCUUGCAUAUCAUAUAAAGCAAUAGGAAUCCAUAUUGCACGGUGUAUAUAGGCCCUUUCCUAGCAUCUGGAAUACGCUUAAUUUCCGAUAUAUUCACAAACCGCACAGAUUCCUUCGGGGAAUUUCCAACGCCAUAACUAAACAUGACCGCCGAGCGUUCAGUCUCUAUUCUUGGCUUGGGCCAAAUGGGCUCUGCCCUUGCUCGAGCCUACGUGAGAGCGGGAUGGAAAGCGAUUGUUUGGAAUCGAUCCGCCGCUAAAGCUGAAUCCUUGGUCGCUGAAGGUGCAAUCGCUGUGAAAUCGAUAACCGAAUGUGUCAGUGCAAGUCGCCUCGUCAUUACCUGCCUUCUGGAUCACAAAGCACUCCACGAGAUCUUCGCCAACGUGAGCCCUCAUCCCGACGAUGGAGCAGUCUUAGUGGACUUUACCUCGGGCACUGCUGCCCAAAUUCAGGAGACUCAACGAAUGAUCAAGGACUUACACAUUUCGGCUUAUAUUCGUGGUAUUGUGUGUACAACACCUGCGUAUGUGGGUACUCCGGAAACGUCGCUCUACUAUAGCGGCAAUUCAGAGGCUUUUAAAGCAAUUUCUGAUGACAUCAGAGUCCUUGGGAAGCCACUCUAUAUUGGGGAUGAUCCAAGUUCAGCCAGCAUCCAAGAAUGUAUUCUUGUGAAUACCUUAUUCGGCCUCGUCGCUGGGUUUCUCCAGUCAAUGGCGGUGCUGAGAAAGUCGAACCUUUAUUCCCACGGGAGUGCUGAACGUUUCCUGUCGGAGGCCAUAGCACCGUUACUUGCGCAUGACUACCCUUGCAUGCUCAGAGACUACGCGAGGCAGAUCGAUAAGAAGCAGUACGGUAGCACCGAGGGUGCCCGGUUGGGUCUGGUGGUCCACUCCUUGGAGUCUUUAAUGCAGCAUCAUUCGGAACUGGGUCUUGCUAGUGUAGUAUUGGCCCCACUACAGGAACUUGUCAAAACUAGAAUUGCACAGGGAGGAGCAGAUGAGGAACUAAGUAGCCUGGUCGAGACCAUUUCUGACUCGCAAAAGAAACACUAAGGUCAGGCGCGGGCAGUGGGACCGUUGGGAUUCGGCGGUUGAUAUUCGAAUCUCUCCUUCCGUUCUCGUUACGUUUGAGCCUAUAUGUAGUAGUCACGUGCUCUGGUUCAGCGAGUACAGAGAGGGUUUUGAGAGCAGGCAGGCAUGAUAGCACUCCCGAGCGUCUGCAUCUAAACCAGCUAGGGCAAUUGAAUAAUUGUGUGAUCGAUUGUGUGCGGUACAAAUUGCCCGAAUACCUAGACCUCGAGAAGACGAAAACAAUCAGUCUUCCUAUUUGCCUUCUUCUAAGC
Aspergillus caelatus is the source of this 1501-nucleotide messenger RNA. Its product is annotated as NAD(P)-dependent oxidoreductase. The record is from RefSeq and is a predicted model, not a curated record. The coding region runs from base 303 to 1211 and encodes 302 amino acids. Gene Ontology annotation, molecular function: NADP binding; oxidoreductase activity, acting on the CH-OH group of donors, NAD or NADP as acceptor. The transcript has a single exon. Lineage: Eukaryota; Fungi; Ascomycota; Eurotiomycetes; Eurotiales; Aspergillaceae.